AUGAGUUAUAAUAAUCAUGAUGAUGGUAAUCCAUUCUAUACGGAUGUACCCACCACUUCACCAACUCAAACAAAUAAUAAUAAUAUCAAUAAUAAUACCAACAACAAUACAAAUAACAAUGUUAACAAUCAAUAUAACAACCAACCACAAGCAAUCUUUACAAACACCAAUGUAAACUUUGAUGAUUACAGCAGUGCUCCAAAACAAAGUACUCAAUAUCAACCUGAUCUACAAUUUCAGAGCUUCGAACAUGCAACAAUAGAUGUAAAUUCAAAAUCAAAUAACAAUAGUAAUAAUAAUAAUAAUAGAAUCGGUGGAGGUGGUAUCAAUGUACCUGAAGCUGACUUCUCAGAGACUGUCAACCUCAAUAGCGAAGGACAAGCAGAUCAAAAGAAAUAUAGCUUUUAUCAACCACAAUACUACAGAUUCCUAUUCAAUGUUGACACAACCGAAGUUGCUCAUCGUUUACUAAGAUCAAUGAUACCAAUCAAGUUUUCAUUCUUUGACUUAAUUAGAGAGAAUCCAGAUAUUUAUGGACCAUUCUGGGUAACAACUACAUUAGUAUUUAUUAUUGCUGCCACUGCAAAUUUAAAUUCCUAUUUCCACUCUGAUCAUAAAUUAUGGGAAGCAAAUUUCAAAACAGUUGUAUAUAGUGCAAUUGCAAUCUAUGGAUAUGCUUUGGUUAUUCCAUUGGUACUUUGGGGUAUUUUCAAGUGGAUGAAACUUGGACUACGUAUUUUGGAUAUGCUUUGUAUCUAUGGAUACGCACUGUUUAUCUUUAUUCCAGCAUCGAUUAUCUGUUUGAUUCCUGUGGGUCUCGUUCAGUGGAUCGUCGUCGGUGUAUGCACAUUGGUCUCUGGUGCAUUCCUCGUUACCAACGUAUUUGCACCGCUCAAGGGUGACUACACCAAGAGAGGUCUCAUCAUCUGUGGUGGAAUUGCCGCACUUCACUUGGGUCUUGCACUACUCUUGAAACUCUACUUCUUUGCCAACAACACCGACGGUCAAUUCGUCGUAACUCCAACUCCAUCACCAACUCCAACUCUAACACCAACAACAACCACCACUGGCAGUUCCACUGGUAACUCCACAACCACUGCCUAA
Molecule: messenger RNA, 1104 nt
Organism: Heterostelium album PN500
Lineage: Eukaryota; Evosea; Eumycetozoa; Acytosteliales; Acytosteliaceae
Gene: yipf1
Product: Yip1 family protein
Exons: 5
Coding region: 1-1104 (367 amino acids)
Biological process (GO): vesicle-mediated transport
Cellular component (GO): membrane; Golgi apparatus
Molecular function (GO): small GTPase binding
Source: RefSeq, a predicted model, not a curated record